Molecule: messenger RNA, 2482 nt
Organism: Cervus elaphus (red deer)
Lineage: Eukaryota; Metazoa; Chordata; Mammalia; Artiodactyla; Cervidae
Gene: TRIM45
Product: tripartite motif containing 45
Exons: 6
Coding region: 615-2357 (580 amino acids)
Biological process (GO): positive regulation of DNA-templated transcription
Cellular component (GO): chromatin; nucleoplasm
Molecular function (GO): zinc ion binding; protein binding; ubiquitin-protein transferase activity
Source: RefSeq, a predicted model, not a curated record
AUUGGAGUCGUCUGAGUAGCCCCGGGCUGGGAUUGGUGCGAGGCGGGACCAGAGCCGUCGAGCGCCUUGGACCGAACGGUGGGGAGGUGGUGGCAACCGAGAAGGCAGCGGGGGCUCGCAGCUCCCUGGUCCGCCGCGUGCCUUCCGCGGAGGGCCGGGUGGAAGGAAGGAGCGGAGGACCCCCCCAAGCGCAUCACGCGGGGGCGGGGGUGGCAGUUGUCGCGUGUCCGGCGUGGGAUCAGUGGGGCAGGCGGUGGGGUGGGGGGUAGUAGAGGGUGAUAGAGGUGCAGGGGUCCAGGAGUCGACAACAGGAUUAGCUGGAGACCUAGAGCUGGAAGCGCUUCCGGGGAGGAGGACUUGGGGGGCCGAGGAGGGCGUGGGCGUGUCUGGUAUGGGAUGCCUUGCUAAGGAGGAAGCCUUGCUGAGUAGAUCUGUGGGUGGCUCCUUUGAGGAAUACUCUUUUUCCUUUUUGCCCUUUGAUUUGCCAAAGAGAGAGUCCCCACGGUCUCUGUACAAGUUUUGGAAACUGUCUCUUUGGGUGGGCCUAAUCACCUGCUACUUCAUUAUAGAACUGCCCAGGGCCUUUUCUGAUACUGAGCACAAACGUGGGGAAUAUGGCAGAAAAGAGGAGGCCGCUGCUGGGCUUCGUGGGCAAACUCCCCAGUGGGACCGCAGCUGGAAACUCAGGCAAAACUCACUGCCCUUUGUGCAGGGGGCUUUUCGAAGCCCCCAGGCUCCUGCCUUGUUUGCACACAGUUUGCACCACCUGUCUGGAGCAGCUGGAACCCUUCUCAGUAGUGGACAUCCGAGGGGGAGAAUCUGACACAAGCUCUGAGGGGUCCAUAUUCCAGGAACUCAAGCCACGCGCUCUGCAGCCACAGAUUGGCAUCCUCUGUCCGGUAUGUGAUGCUCAGGUGGACCUGCCCAUGGGUGGAGUGAAGGCUUUAACCAUAGACCACCUGGCCAUGAAUGAUGUGAUGCUGGAGAGUCUGCGUGGGGAAGGCCAGGGCCUGGUGUGUGACCUGUGCAGCGACAGGGAAGUGGAGAAGAGGUGUCAGACCUGCAAAGCCAAUCUCUGCCACUUCUGCUGUCAGGCUCAUAGGCGGCAGAAGAAGACGACCUACCAUACCAUGGUGGACCUGAAAGAUUUAAAAGGCUACAGCCAGAUCGGGAAGCCCAUUCUGUGUCCUGCUCACCCUGCAGAGGAGCUGAGGCUGUUCUGUGAGCUCUGCGACCGGCCUGUGUGCCGGGACUGCGUGGUGGGGGAGCAUCGGGAGCACCCCUGUGACUUCACUAGCAACAUUAUUCACAAGCACGGGGACUCCGUGCGGGAGCUGCUCAGGGGUACCCAGCCCCACAUGGAGGCCCUGGAGGAGGCCUUGGUACAGAUCAAAGGGACCAACAGCGCCCUGCAGGAGCGGGUGAAGGCCGUAGCCGCUGACAUCCGCACCUUCUCCGAGGGCUAUAUCAAGGCCAUCGAGGAGCAUCGGGACAAGCUGCUGAAGCAGCUGGAAGACAUCCGAGUCCAGAAGGAAAACUCUCUGCAGCUGCAAAAGGCACAACUGGAGCAGCUGCUGGCAGACAUGCGGACUGGAGUGGAGUUCACCGAGCACCUGCUGGCCAGCGGCUCCGACCUGGAGAUCCUCAUCACCAAGGGGGUGGUGGUGGAGCGGCUCACCAAGCUGAACAAAGUGGAAUACAGUGCCCAUCCCGGAGUCAACGAGAAGAUAGCCUUCUCUCCCAAGGAGAAAGCAGGCCUGUGCCGUGGCUAUGAAGUUUACGGGGCCAUCAACACCAAAGAGGUCGAUCCAGCCAAAUGUGUCCUCCAAGGGGAAGAUCUUCACAGAGCCCGUGAGAAACAGCCAGCCUCUUUCACCGUGCUUUGUAAGGAUGCAACAGGAGAGAGCGUGGGCAGGGGAGGAGACAAUGUUCAAGUCACAGUAGUCCCUAAAGAUAAGAAAGACAGUCCCGUCAAAACGAUGGUCCAUGAUAACAAGGAUGGGACAUACUAUGUUUCCUAUACGCCCAAGGAACCCGGCACCUAUACUGUGUUGGUCUGUGUCAAGGAGCAGCACGUGCAGGGCUCGCCAUUCACUGUGACCGUGAGAAAAAGGCACCGCUCACACCCGGGCGUGUUUCACUGUUGCACGUUCUGCUCCAGCGGAGGCCAGAAAACUGCUCGCUGCGCGUGUGGAGGCACCAUGCCAGGUGGGUACCUAGGCUGUGGCCACGGACACAAAGGCCACCCAGGACGUCCCCACUGGUCAUGCUGUGGGAAGUUUACGGAGAAGUCGGAAUGCACAUGGGCAGGUGGGCAGAGCGGACCGUGGAGUCUACUGAGGACGGUGGCCUUCUGAUGGCUUCCUGGGUCCAUGAUCACAGCUGUGGCCAGCACGGCUUCAGAUCACCAGAGGACCACAGACCUUAAUUCUGAAGAAACGGAUAGAAUUAAAAACAAAGUGCCUUAUGUUAUACCCUCAAA